This is a messenger RNA of Lindgomyces ingoldianus, 1212 nucleotides long. RefSeq lists its product as uncharacterized. NCBI's taxonomy places the organism in Eukaryota, Fungi, Ascomycota, Dothideomycetes, Pleosporales, Lindgomycetaceae. The transcript has 3 exons. The record is from RefSeq and is a predicted model, not a curated record. Bases 208 to 1212 code for a protein of 334 amino acids.
CCACACCUCCACUGCUACGAAUGCGGAAACUUUCGCCAUAGCCCACCAUGACGCUCGUCAUAUCAAAAGACCGAAAUACUAUGUGGGGGUAUAUCCAGACAUGUACGGAUCCGUAGUUCGACAUUGAAAACCAUUGGAGGUCGCGCUCGCAUUGUUCAGUCUCCUUUCUUUCCAGUCUGUACAAUUUUAGCGUCUACCUUUUACAUCAUGCCGCACGCCUUAUCUCCGGAUAGAGAAGUCCCAAGCUUCAAUGGCGAGAAGCUGUUUGUCAACGAUGGCCUACUUCGGCCGGAUCAAGUCGGCACGUUGAAGCAAUCCUCCCCAGAUAUGCCCAUCGAAGAACUUCGACAGCGUUACCAUGAGGAUGGGUAUGUCUUUCUCAAGGGUCUACUUCCUCGGGAGGAUGUCCUGAAGGCUCGUGAGGCAUACUUCACUAUGCUCGCUCCAAGUGGUGUGCUGAAACCCGGCACACUGCCCGUCGAGGGCGUUUUCGAUCCAGCAAAACGCAGAGAAGAUUUCCCAGGUAUUGGAGCUGGCGCGGCUGGGGGUAACGGGAAACCAGGAGGCGUGGCCGCUGAGAAGUUCGUUGACCUUGCACUCGAAGCCCACUAUGCCAGCUGGUACAAGGAAACCUUCUGCAAACACCCAAUGCUGAAAGAUAUGAUUGCCCGGCUUACGGGUUGGGGUGAAAGUACUCUCAGUGUCAAGCGGAGUCUGCUAAGAAACAAUACACCCGGCAAUAAGGCGAUUGGUGUGCAUUACGAUCAGAUCUUUUUGAGGUACGGGGAGCCAACGAGUGUAACUGCUUGGGUGCCGAUGGGAGAUGUCAGCAUCACUGGCGGAGGGUUGAUAUACUUGGAAAAUGGGCAUACCCUCGGCCGAGAUGUUGAAGCAGAGUUCACAAGAAAGGCGAAUGAGUGUGGCUUUUCCGACGAAGAAGCAAAGAAUGCCUUCAACCAAAACAUGCUGUCAACAGGGUUGCUAGCAGAUGGUCCGCUAGAAUACUCAGAUACUUUUGGUCGAAGGUGGUUAGUAACCUCUUAUGAGGCGGGGGAUGUUGUGUUGCAUAACCCAUUUGCGAUCCACGCUUCAACAAUAAACUACGACCCGCGCAAUGUUAUCCGGGUCGGAACUGACCUACGCUUUGUCGACUCAAGUAAGCCGUGGGAUAAGCGAUGGGACAAAGACUAUGAAUUUAAUGAUGGAGUAUGA